CCUUCAAACUAGAAAUAGCCUCCACGACCAUUGCUGAAACCUUAGGAUGCGACGGCAACGCUUUCGGUUUCUUACUCGGACUUUUCUUCGCCUUUUUUGGCGUAGCAGCCACAGGGGUAGCGGAAACAGUAGCAGUUUCUUCAGCCAUCUCGCUCACAGUUUUGCAGAGAAAUGAAUCAAAUUUCUGAGUUACUUUAAUGUUAUACAAUAAUGCUAGGUGGCGCUUAGAAAUCUUUCGUCUGCAAUAGGUCUCCUUAGUCACGUGAUUGGAAACAAAAUUGAUAAAUAGGCCAGGUCUAAAUUUCGCGGGCACAUUUUCUCGUUUUAACGAAAUCGCGGCCUCUCGAUAUGGCUCGUACAAAGCAGACUGCAAGGAAAAGUACCGGAGGUAAAGCUCCUAGGAAGCAGCUGGCCACCAAAGCUGCACGUAAAAGCGCACCAGCAACCGGAGGUGUUAAAAAACCUCAUCGUUACAGACCAGGUACUGUUGCUUUGAGAGAAAUUCGUCGUUAUCAGAAAUCAACGGAAUUGCUUAUCCGCAAAUUGCCUUUCCAGCGCUUAGUUAGAGAAAUUGCUCAAGAUUUUAAGACCGAUCUCCGAUUUCAGAGCUCGGCAGUUAUGGCUCUUCAGGAAGCCAGCGAAGCUUACCUCGUAGGAUUGUUCGAAGAUACCAACUUGUGCGCCAUUCACGCCAAGAGAGUCACCAUCAUGCCUAAAGACAUUCAGCUGGCCCGUCGUAUUCGAGGAGAGAGAGCUUAA
This is a messenger RNA of Stegodyphus dumicola, 759 nucleotides long. Its product is annotated as histone H3-like. The record is from RefSeq and is a predicted model, not a curated record. Lineage: Eukaryota; Metazoa; Arthropoda; Arachnida; Araneae; Eresidae.